Marmota flaviventris (yellow-bellied marmot) is the source of this 945-nucleotide messenger RNA. The record is from RefSeq and is a predicted model, not a curated record. NCBI's taxonomy places the organism in Eukaryota, Metazoa, Chordata, Mammalia, Rodentia, Sciuridae.
AUGGUGUCCCGGGCCAAACGACGGGCCUUGGGGAACGGAGCCCCGUGGCCUCCCGGAGACCCCAUCCGGCACGACGAAGAAGAAGGGGAGGAUGAAGUCGAGGAUGAAGACGAAGACGAUGAGGAUAGUGACGAAGAAGAGGACGAAGACGAGGUCCUUGAUGAGGAAGUGAAUAUUGAAUUUGAAGCUUAUUCCAUCUCAGAUAAUGAUUAUGAUGGAAUUAAGAAAUUACUGCAGCAGCUUUUCCUAAAGGCUCCUGUGAACACUGCAGAACUAACAGAUCUCUUAAUUCAACAGAACCAUAUUGGAAGUGUGAUUAAGCAAACAAAUGUUUCAGAAGACAGCGAUGAUGAUGAUGCAGAUGAAGAUGAAAUUUUUGGUUUCAUAAACCUUUUAAAUUUAACUGAAAGAAAGGGUACCCAGUGUGCUGAACAAAUUAAAGAGUUGGUUCUAAGCUUCUGUGAGAAGAACUGUGAAAAGAGUGUGGUUGAACAGCUGGACAAGCUUUUAAAUGACACCACCAAGCCUGUGGGCUUUCUCCUAAGUGAAAGAUUCAUUAAUGUCCCUCUUCAGAUUGCUCUGCCCAUGCACCAGCAGCUUCAGAAAGAACUAGUAGAGUCACACAAAACUAAUAAGCCAUGUGGGAAGUGUUCUUUCUACCUUCUGAUUAGUAAGACAUUUGUGGAAGCAGGAAAAUCCAAUUCCAAAAAGAAAUGGAGCAACCAGAAGGAUGAAUUAAUGUUUGUAAAUGCAGAGGAAGAGUUUUUUUAUGAGAAGGCAGUCCUGAAGUUCAACUACUCAGUGCAAGAGGAGAGCGACACUUGCCUGGGAGGCAGGUGGUCUUUUGAUGAUAUACCAUUGAAGCCCUUGCGAACUGUGAUGUUAAUUCCAGACAGCAAGAUGAGUGAAAUUAUGGAUAAACUGAAAUAUCAUCUAUCUAUCUAG